This is a messenger RNA of Oxyura jamaicensis (ruddy duck), 2486 nucleotides long. RefSeq names its product Usher syndrome type-1C protein-binding protein 1-like. NCBI's taxonomy places the organism in Eukaryota, Metazoa, Chordata, Aves, Anseriformes, Anatidae. The record is from RefSeq and is a predicted model, not a curated record. Bases 174 to 2423 code for a protein of 749 amino acids. The transcript is spliced from 14 exons.
UGGGGCCGAGGUGCCGUGGGGCAGAGCAGGGCUCUGGGGAUGGUGUUGGGGUGCUCGGCUCCUGCAGAGCCCCCCAAGACGUCUCCAUCACCCGGCGCAGGGCAGCGCAACGGUUAAGCGCGGGAGGCUGCGCCGGGCUCCUGAGGAAGAGGAAAUCUCGGCAGGAACAAGGAAUGGGCAAGACCUGGGGUGGCCCCACGGGGCCCCGCCGGCAGCCCGGACGUGCCUGGAUCCGGCCACGGCGCGAGGCCGAGCUGCGGGGCCGGGCUGAGCGGGCAGGACUCGGGCCCAGAUGGAGGAGCCCCUGCCAGGCCAGCGGGUGGAUGAGGACGAGGACGAGGAUGAGGACGAGGCUGCUGGGGGGGACACCCAGGACGUCCCGCACCCCGAGGAGCACAUCGCCCGCCUGCUGGCCACCGUGGCCCGGCUGCAGCACAGCGCCGAGCAGCUGCAGCGCCGCCCCAGCAGGUACCGGCACGCGGCGGCACCGGCACCGGUGUCACCCGGGCCACUGCCAGCGCUUGGCCUCGCCGCCCUGCAGGGAGGAUGAGGAGGGCUCGGGGGGCACCAGCAGCCUCCCCGCCGAGACGCAGCAGCCUCGGGAGCUCGACGGCACGCGCAGUGCUGGUGCUGGUCUGGAAGCCCACGGCCCCGACCUCUUCGCCGACCUGCAGCACGCCGUGAGCUCGCUGGAGCGCGCCGUCUUCUCCCGGCACCGCCGAGCCCCGGCACUGCCGGCGGAGUGGGCGCGGGCGGCCAAGAGCCUGGAGGAGCUGGAGCAGGCGGCGGGGGCUCUGCCGGCAGCGUGCGGGGGCUCGGAGGAGGGCGAGGGGCUGCUGGAUGCGGCGGCGAGGAACGCGGCACUGCGGGCGGCCCUGGGGCAUCGCGACGAGGAGCUGAGCCGCGCCACGGCCUCGCUGCGGGUGCUGCAGGGGGACCGCGAUCGGCUGCAGGGGAAGGUCCGGGAGCUGCAGGAGGCUCUGGCCAGGCUGGAGGAGCCGGACAGCUCCGGCAGUGGCACCGUGGGGCCGGGGGAACCCCAGGUGAGUGCGGGGCUGAGGUGGCUCCAAGGGUGGGAUCUUGCCUGGCACCAGGCUCUGCCUCUCCCCUCUGCAGGACCUGCCCUCGUGCCUCCCGAGCUGCGAUGGCACCCACAGCCCCACGGCACCCACGGCACCCAGCCCCAGAGCCCACUCUCCCCCCUGCCCUCGGAGGGUGCUGAGCAGGAGCUGGAGGAUCGGGUGCAGCAGCUUCAAAGGUGCGCGGAGAGGCUGAAGGAGGUGAACCAGCAGCUGGUGGCCGCCCUGCGGGACUGCAAGAGCGACUCGGAGCGGCUCAGCAUGGUGCUGGGGCAGCACGAGUCCCGCAGCAGCGCGCUGCGCCUGGCCCUGCACUGCAGCGAGCGCUGCGCGGAGACCUACGCUGCUCUGCUCCACCAGGCCUGGGCGAAGCUGGGCAGGGGAGGGGACGGCCCCGGAGGUGGAGCAGCAGGGCAGCAGAGCCUGGAGCACGGGUCUGGAUCCGGCCCCGAGCCCCCGCAGCUCCCUCACCGAGCAGACCCGGACGGCCAGGAGGAGAGCGGGGCCAGCGCCUGCCCCGGGCUGCAGAGCGCCCCGGUGUCCCAGGGGACGGAGGAGGGGGACCUGCGGGAGUCCAUCCGCCGGCUGCGCGCCGAGCAGGCGGCCGUGCAGGGGUCCCUGUGCGACGCCCCCGCGCCCGCCCGUGCCCUCACCCGCCGCGGCGAGGACGCCCGUGCCCGUGCCGAGCGGGCUCUGCGCGACGCCCGGGCUCUGCUGCCCGGCUGGCGGCGGCCAGAGAAAGAGGAGCUGCUGCAGGACCUGGCGGUGCUCAAGGAGGCCAUGGCCGAGCUGAAGACGCGGCUGCAGCUGGUGGAGAAGGAGAAGCGGGGCCUCGGGGUGCUGGCGGCGGCGCAGGGGCCGCGGGAGGCUGCGCUGCGCCUGGUGCUGCAGCACCUGGAGCGGGAGCGAGGCGGGGGCUCCCCCAGCCCCCCCAGCAGCUCCAGCAGCAGCGAGGAGGAUGCCCAGGCCACCCGAAUGGGAGCGGCGGCACCCAGGCACCCCACGGACCCGGAGAGGAUGGGGCAAGAGCUGCUCCGCGCCCAGGCACGCAUCGAGGAGCUGCGCGCCCGGGCACGGGCCCUGGUGCUCUCGCUGGAGCAGGGCAGCGCCGCCAGCCGCGCGCAGCAGGAGCAGUACGUCACCAUCACCGGGGACUUCUUCCACGCUCACAGGGCGCUGGCCCUGGCGUACCGCGGCGCCCGGCAGAAGCAGGGGGCCCAGCUGCGGCGCCUGGAGGCGCAGGCGGGUGCCCUGAGGGAGCAGCACGCCCAGCGGGUGCAGGCGCUGGCCCGACGGCUGCAGGCCCUGGAGCAGCGCCCGGCUGGAAGCGAAACCUGCAUUUAGGACCCCCCCUUGCCCCCCCCCAGCGCGAUGGGGACGGGAUGGACCCACGGGGACAAUAAAAUG